UUGCUUCACGCCUGUUCUGCUUCGUUUCAGGUGACCGUCAGUCGUUGUCCCGGUUUCCUAUUCAGCAAGGUUACUGGAUCUUCUGCGUCCGAGUCGAAUGAUACGAACGCUUCGACCACAGUAUAUGGAUCCGCAGCCGAGGGAGAUUUGGAUGCUGAAUGGACUGCGUAUCACUCGUAUCGCGUAGCGCCUUCGGCACAGACCAUUUGGACCGAGCUCCGUUCGCGCUCUGGUCUAGUCGAUAUGGAUGCAAAAGAUAAUGACGUAAGCAGUUCUGUCGCAUUCCUGGAUCGAAUUGAAGAGGCAAAGCUUAAACCAAAAGAAAAAUAG
Echinostoma caproni is the source of this 330-nucleotide messenger RNA. The record is from the annotation of a GenBank genome assembly. Lineage: Eukaryota; Metazoa; Platyhelminthes; Trematoda; Plagiorchiida; Echinostomatidae.